ACGAGAGACUUGCUUCUUCAUGGUUUCGAUGGCUAUAUGGACUUUGCAUUUCCACACGAUGAGUUGUCUCCCUUGACCUGUGUUGGGAGGAGCAAGGACCCUGACGUCCUCAAUCAUGGCAUCAACGACAUUUGCGGGGGCUUUUCUAUGACCUUGAUUGAUUCAAUCGAUUCUCUGGCCGUUAUUGGAGAUAGAGAGCGCUUCGAGACUGGUGUUCGAAAUGUGAUCGCGGUGGUCGACUUUGAUCAAGACAGCAAGGUACAGGUGUUUGAAGUCUCUAUACGCGUACUUGGUGGCCUUCUCUCUGCGCAUCAACUUGCCUCUGGCGAAAUUGCCCUGCUGGACAUGAGGCUGGACUGGUAUUCUGGCGAAUUACUAGAUCUUGCCAUAGACCUUGGCAGCAGGCUGCUUCACGCUUUUGAUACCCCGACAGGACUACCAAGGCCAAGAGUCAACUUGCAAUCUGGGACUGCUCAGUUUGCGCCAUCAGAAACGAAUGAGACAUGUGCGGCCGGUGCCGGUAGCCUUAUCCUCGAAUUUGCUCUGCUGAGCCGAUUAUCAGGCAUUCCCGCGUUUGAGGCUGCAGCACGAAAAGCGUUUCAAGCAGUGUGGUCUCGGCGCCUCGAUUUAGGACUUGUCGGAAGCGCGAUUGACUCGCAAACUGGGCAGUGGCUCAAUUCCUACACUUCCGUCGGUGCAAGUGUCGAUUCCUUCUACGAGUAUGCGCUCAAAGCAUGGAUAUUGCUAGGUGAUGAUUACUAUUUGGACGUCUGGCAGAUAUCCAGUCAGGCUAUUCAGGAUCACAUUGUGGACGAUUCUGGCUUCUUGCUCCGCACUGUCCAUGUGCAAAACGGGUUUCCGCUUGCGGGUCAUGUCGAUUCGUUGUCAGCAUUCUAUCCUGGGCUCUUGGUCCUUGCAGGUGAGCUUGAACAGGCAGUCAAGUUGCACUUCACCUACGCCGCUUUGUGGAAGCGCUAUCGUGCCAUCCCAGAGCGAUACGACUACGUCAACAAAGCGAUUAGUCUCCCGUUCUACCCUCUUCGGCCGGAAUUUGUUGAAUCAACAUAUCUUCUAUACAGAGCCACCAAGGACCCGUAUUACCUCGAUCUUGGUCGUCAAAUAUUGCAUGACCUCAAGGCCCUCAAGACAGAGUGUGGAUUCGCUGGUCUAGGAGACGUGACGACUGGUCGACUCGAAAAUCGGAUGGAGUCGUUCAUGCUUUCAGAGACUUUGAAAUACCUCUUCCUCCUAUUCGAUGAUCGCAAUCCAUUACAUGGUAAUCGAAUGCGUGAUCCCUGGGUGCUAUCUACCGAAGGACACAUGCUGAGCAUGCCA
Protomyces lactucae-debilis is the source of this 1335-nucleotide messenger RNA. Its product is annotated as glycoside hydrolase. The transcript has a single exon. Gene Ontology annotation, molecular function: mannosyl-oligosaccharide 1,2-alpha-mannosidase activity; calcium ion binding. Gene Ontology annotation, cellular component: endoplasmic reticulum; membrane. NCBI's taxonomy places the organism in Eukaryota, Fungi, Ascomycota, Taphrinomycetes, Taphrinales, Protomycetaceae. The record is from RefSeq and is a predicted model, not a curated record. Gene Ontology annotation, biological process: mannose trimming involved in glycoprotein ERAD pathway; endoplasmic reticulum mannose trimming; carbohydrate metabolic process. The annotation marks the transcript as partial.